Mugil cephalus (flathead mullet) is the source of this 3407-nucleotide messenger RNA. RefSeq names its product talin rod domain containing 1 (gene tlnrd1). The coding region runs from base 1718 to 2782 and encodes 354 amino acids. The transcript has a single exon. Gene Ontology annotation, molecular function: actin binding. The record is from RefSeq and is a predicted model, not a curated record. Lineage: Eukaryota; Metazoa; Chordata; Actinopteri; Mugiliformes; Mugilidae.
CCGCUAGCUGGAGUGCGUCUGACUUGACGUAGCAGGGUUGUCUCAUGGCAGAGCAGCAGCAGCCAGUUCUGAAAGUAAAAGCAGUCGUGAAACUCAUCGGAAAUUUUUGGCUAUCGUAUAACUCAAGACUUCCCUCGCGACUUGAUUAAAGCGGGACAGCGACGCGUUCGCAGACACGGUGGAGAGUCCUUUUUUUUUUCUCUUAGCGAAGGGCUACUUGUGUUGUUCCGUUGCUACAACUUCGCUCAGUCCAGUAGCCGUUCAGCCGCGACCACACCCUCCCUGCUUCCUCAUAGUACUGCAGCGGGAGCGCGCAGCGCCGCUUUGAAUCUCUGGGAAUAACGACCACUUCUUGGAGUUACGUGUACCGCACCGGGUCGUGGAAGCUGCCGAAACAAGUGAGCUACGGGUUCAGAAACCGCCGCUCGAGAUGGAUGUGAGGAGCGAGUCCCCACGGAGGACAUGCGGGGCUCCACACUCUCGAGUCCCGAGUUAAGACGCGGAGGAGCGGGCGGAGGGCGGACUGACGGACGAUGCAUAUGGAGGCGAAGCGGCCGGAGCAACUGCUAGCGUCUAACCCGGGGCUCUGUCUGAAGAAGAAGAGGUUGAAAGUGGACUGACUGAGGAUUUAGCGUUGUCGGACAGUCGCGUCAUUGGUGGAUUUUACUUGGGGAGGGGGGGACUUGUGAAACGAUGGUGCUGGAGGGAAACCCGAAUCUCUCCGCUGUCCAGAAGAGCUGCCCGGGUGGUGCCCCGUCUGUAACCAGCAUGAGUACGCCAGGCAGGUCGACCCCAGCGGGAACAAGUCGGACAAGAUCUCGGUGCUCUUUGAGGCUACUUGUUCUGACGCGAGUGGACACAAAAUGAUAUCCUGUUGAUUAUAGUGAAAGAGAAAAAGAGACUCAAAAAAAAGGUAUUUACUAAACCUGGAGGUGAUGUUUUAUUAAUAGUCCUAAAAGAGACCCCCAAGUAAAGACAUCUAACGUUUUAAAAAUAGAACAGGGGCUGUUGAGCAGAUGUGACUCCAAUUUGGGGAUGUGUUUGUGUUUCAAGUGAUGAGGAGCUUGUGAUUUUAACGAUUCUCAAUCUGCACUUUGCCCUUUAGAAGGCACCUUGGUGGCACUGCAGUCUGUGUGUGAUUUCGUUUUUUUUUUUUUCCUUUUAAUUCAGCAACCUGUGAAUUCUUGUGUUCCACGAGAAGCUGGGACUACAGCUACAAUAUCCACGUUGUUUAUGUUGUUCAGGGCAUUUAAAUUAACUUUCCAAUUAAGAAUAUACAUUUAGCUUAUUAUACCGAUUACUCAGACAUUGAGGGGUGUUGCCUUGUAAACUUACUAACAACCUCUGGGAAUAUGCCAGAUCAUAGUUUAGACUCUUAUUGUAACACGCUUUACAGACACGUAGAUUAACAAUGGGGGUGUUAUAAGUAAAUGCAGUGAGUGAGUUUUGCUCUUCCCACAUGUUUACAUAGAGAAUACAUGCCCUGUGUGUUGCUAUAAUGUACAGUGGAUAACUGAAGGAAUUUAAGGAAGACUAUUUGGCCAGUUGUUAUUUAAAGAGAUUGUAAAGAAAAAAAAAAAAAAAAGCAGCAGCAAGUCGAGGCUUAUUGUGGAAAUGUCUUAAAUAGUACAAUGCAGCGAAGCAGCAAUAUACUAUAAAUAGCCGGACCCCUCCAGAAGAGCAGUUUGACCCUCUUCCUCCGACUCCCCUCAUUAUUAUGGCUAGUGGUGGCUCUGGCAAAUCGGCAAGCGAGGGAUCGAGCAGCGCACCCAGCGGCAGUUUGCAGCAGAGGAAGCGGCUCUCCUCCGUCUGCGACACGUGUAAGGGCAAGAUGCAGCUGGUGGCCGACCUCCUCCUGCUGUCCAGCGAGACCAGGCCGGUCAUGACCUCCGAGGGCGUGGCGGUGGCCGACACCUUCGACCAGUGCCGCGACACGGUCAUCGCCAGGACUAAAGAGCUCUCCAUUCUCACCCACGACAUUCAAAGCCAACUCAACAUGGGCCGCUUCACGGAGGUGGGGGACCGCCUCCUGGAGAUGGCCGACCUGGUGGUGUCUCUGACCGAGUGCUCGGCCCACGCCGCCUACCUGGCGGCCGUGGAGACGCCCAGCUCUCAGCCGUGCCUGCCCGGCCUGGUGGACCGCUACAAGGUGACCCGCUGCCGACACGAGGUGGAGCAGAGCUGCGGCGUCCUCCGAGUCACGCCCCUGCCCGACCUCACCCCCCAGCUCCUGCUCGAGCUCUCCCAGAACAUCUCCACCAACCUCAAGACUCUGACGGACAUCUCGUCGCUGGCCACCGAGAGGUCCAGGGACCGCUUCGCGAAAGAGCAGUUCAAGCUGAGCGUCAAGAGCAUGAGCACGAGCGGUACCGCCUUCCUGGCGUGUGUCAAAGAGGUGAAGACCCAGCCCAGCGAGCUGACCCGGAACCGGUGCGUUCUCUUCAGCGCCGCGCUGGUCCAGGCCGUCAACGCCCUGGUCGGAUUUGCCACGGAGCCACAGUUCCUCGGAAGAGCCGCGAGCAUCUCAGCUGAAGGGAAGGGGGUACAGACAGCAGUGUUAGGAGGGGCCAUGAGUGUAGUGUCUGCCUGCGUCCUCUUGACUCAGGGCCUCAGGGAUGUUGCACAGCAUCCCGAGAGCAGCUCCAAAAUGGCAGACUACCGGGAGCGUCUGCGUAACUCGGCGUGUGCCGUGUCGGACGGCUGCACUCUGCUCACUCAGGCACUCAGAGAACGCUCCUCUCCAAGAACUCUGCCGCCAGUCAACUCUCAUUCUGUGAAUUAGUUUAGGAGGAGGUAAUGUGGUCUCCAGUCCCCCCCCACACCCCCUCCAUGUCAUUUUGUGACGUACCAAAGAGACUCGCUUGGGUUGUCCCUGUUCAUCAGGUUUGAAGUCAGAGUAACAUCAGAAGAAGGCUGCUCGUGGGCCUGUUGCUGUGACUGAAGUGCGGUGCGGAGCGUGGAGGAGCACUAAAACGACCACCGCAGGGUUUUGUGUCGCGCUGGAUGUGGCGUAAACCCUGCGGACCACUUUGACCGCUCCGAGCCUCCUCCAGGCCCAGCCGACAGCCCACCACCACCAGCAGACAGCAGCUUUCAAACCUGAAACGUUUACCUCAGUUUUCAGCUCCGGUGAAAGCGCCGGCCUUGAUGAUGGAUGUAGCCUCGCUGUGUGAACCUAUGGUCGCCUGACCUGCUCGAUUACAUGUGCUUCGUGAGAGCGGAAAGAGUGAUAUGAGUGUCUCAAUGCUUGUUUCUUCUAACGUGUGAAUUAUUCAUUGGUAAAAAGCUGCUGUGAGUGUGUGCCAUAGGUUUUACACUAUUUACCAGACUUCCCAUAGUAUUUUCAAGUGUUUUGACCAUGCAUGUAAUGGAGUAUUUAUUUCAACUAUUAAAAAUGUUCUUUCUGA